UUGAUAUUAUCUUCUUCAACUCCACUUUCUGAGUACACUGAGAAUGGCGUUGGCUGCUUCCCUUACACAUGGCUCAUCUUCUUUCUUAUAUGGAGAAUCUCCAAAGUCAACUCUUUUCAUGGGAGCUCCUCUCACCUUCUCGCUUUCUACUAUCUCUGGUAAACAAUCAUUUCUACCAAAGAAACUUGUCGUUCAUUGCAGGAAGUUUUCGUAUUUUGAGGAGGCGAUGAGAAUAAGCAGAGAACGUGAGCUUCAAAGUGAACCAAAGUUUAGAAGAAGGCUGCCUUUGAGGCGUGGAAGGGUAUCACCUCGUUUACCUGUGCCUGAUCACAUACCAAAGCCUCCUUAUCUAAGUUCAAAUAUACUGCCAGAACUUUCACCUGAGCCCCAGAUUCAUGAUUCUGAAGGCAUCACUAAGAUGAGGGCUGCAUGUGAGCUUGCUGCUAAAGUCUUAAACUAUGCAGGAACUUUGGUUAGGCCAUCAGUGACAACAAAUGAAAUUGACAAAGCUGUGCACCAAAUGAUCAUAGAGGCUGGUGCUUAUCCUUCACCUCUUGGUUAUGGAGGAUUCCCCAAGAGUGUUUGUACAUCUGUAAAUGAGUGCAUGUGUCAUGGAAUACCUGAUUCUCGCCAACUACAGGAUGGUGACAUUAUAAACAUUGACGUGACAGUCUACUUAAAUGGGUAUCAUGGAGACACAUCCAAGACCUUUUUUUGUGGCAAUGUCAGUAACGAGCUUAAACGCCUUGUGAAGGUAACCGAAGAGUGCAUGGAGAAAGCCAUAUCAGUUUGUCAACAUGGUGCUAAUUUCAAGAAAAUCGGAAAGAGAAUCUGUGAUCAUGCUGAGAAGUAUGGUUAUGGUGUAGUGGAGCGUUUUGUUGGCCAUGGCGUGGGGACUGUAUUUCACUCUGAACCGAUCAUAUUACAUAAUCGCAAUGAGAAACGUGGUUUCAUGGUUGAAGGUCAAACAUUUACCAUUGAACCAAUUCUUACAAUGGGAAGCACCGAGUGUGUAACCUGGCCUGACAAUUGGACAACUUUGACAGCCGAUGGCAGCCCUGCUGCACAGUUCGAGCAUACCAUCCUAAUUACUAGAACUGGCGCGGAAAUUUUAACACGGUGUUGAUUUAUUUUGGGUACACAAUUUUCUGGCCUCAUUAUUCAAUAGUGUACAUACUUAGAGAAGAAUGGAGAGCAGGUUCCCUUCAUUCAGUUCAUUAAGUUUAGAGAUGGUUAUGAUAAUGCCCUUUUUUUUUACUGUUUUGUCUUGAGAAAGGCUUAGAUUGUUUUUGCUGUAGUGUUUCGGUCAGGUGAGGACCGUGGGGUUGCCUUCCCUUUUGGAUCUUAGUUAAAUUUAUAGGUUUUAAAAUCAGUAUUCAAAAAUCUAAAUUCUAAAAAGGCUACUAACCUACAUGUAUUUGGAUCAUCUCGGAUCAUAACUCAUAGUUUCUAACUUUUAUAAGGUUACAUUAUUCCAGGAUUCA
Molecule: messenger RNA, 1484 nt
Organism: Mangifera indica (mango)
Lineage: Eukaryota; Viridiplantae; Streptophyta; Magnoliopsida; Sapindales; Anacardiaceae
Product: methionine aminopeptidase 1B, chloroplastic
Exons: 10
Coding region: 44-1126 (360 amino acids)
Biological process (GO): proteolysis
Molecular function (GO): metalloaminopeptidase activity
Source: RefSeq, a predicted model, not a curated record